Messenger RNA from Clunio marinus, 510 nucleotides. The record is from the annotation of a GenBank genome assembly. NCBI's taxonomy places the organism in Eukaryota, Metazoa, Arthropoda, Insecta, Diptera, Chironomidae.
AUGAGACAAACUUGUCAGACUUAUCCAUUUAGUUUAACAAAUCAUGAAACUUGUGCCAUAUCAAAAAUACUUUUCUGCGCUCUUUCGCUCCACUUCCAUCAUAAAAUUUAUGUUCUCCAUGAUGAUGAUUAUGUAGUUAUAGCUUUACCUUUUGAUGAUGUUACAGACAAUCUCAGUCUGAUGCGAAGAAAGAAAACGAAGGAAAAAAAGGCAAAGAAGCAAGCAAAGCGGCCAAAAGAUAAGCGGCAAAGAUGUGUGAUGAAAAAUUCAAUAGGAUUUGCUUUUGCUGUUGUUUUUUUCUCAUGUAACUUUUUCUUGGGAUUUAUGGGUGAAUCUUUUUUAGAUCAUAAAAACAAACUUCGUCAAGGGAUUUUUGUAUCAGAUGUCAAAAGUUUUCUUUCUUCUCAAGCUAUUAAGCUUGUUCAUAUGAGAAGGAAACAGCUUUUGUCAUCUUCCGUAUUCAAAACAAGGAUAAAAAAUCCUGAAGAAGAAAAAUGUAGCAAAGCAUAA